AAAACCUCGGGGGGACUCGCGGGUCUAAGCCGCCCGAGUCCCCGCGAGGCGGCGGCAGGAGUAGCUGGGUUAGGCUUAAACAUUAACGCCCUCCUGUCGAAUUGAGAAGGCGGGGCUCCGAAGAAGGCCGAACACGGUGCGGGGACCGGACAGGAGGGCAAAGGAGCAGGUCGAGUUUGGAGCGCGCGACCUGGAGCGCGCCGGAGCAACCGGAGGGAAGUUUUUGGCUGCGCCGAAGCUCGGAAGCUUCGCAAGUGCUUUGUCCGCCGCCGCCUUUGGUGCGGUUCCGAUAAGGACAUAUUGCAGUCCUGUGUUGAUGUUGAAUUGACCUCAGUUCUGGGUAAUGGAUGGACAAAAUGAAGUAGACUUUUCCAAUAACAACAUUACACCAUUGUGGAAGAGAAGAUCAGCGCAUCGUGGGCAUUUGUAUACCAAGAACAAAACUAGACCACAGUCCUAUCAGAGUUCCACUGGGGUCCUCUUCACAGAUUUUCCUGUGGAAGACAAAGACACAUUCACUUUAAUGCAACCUGAUGAAACAAUUACUUCUCCAGACAGCAAAUCUAUUCAAAGACGUCCCUUGCUUUUGACCUGUAAAAGUAUGCCAAACGGAAAGGUUCAGUUUCCAGAACACAGAAUCUUAUCUUCUACACUUUCUGAUCAGACCCCACAAAUCUUGAAAAUGGUUUCAAAUAACUCUAUAAACUUUAAGUCUAGUGGUUCUAUAGAUUCAGCAAGCAGUAAAUCAACUUACGCAAGGAAGGCCUCUAAGCAAGCAUCACUUAGUCCUGAAAAGGAACGUAUUGUUUUCACAUCAAGCCUUGGAGUGUCGCCACCAGAAAUUGGGCAUUUGCCAAACAAUAACACAACCAUUGCCUUAGCAUUACAAUCCAGUCAACCUCCUAAAUAUUUAGAAAAUGAACCUGUUUGCCUGCAUGCUCCCCCAGACAUUCCACAUUUGCCUCUGCAAAGAAUACCAUCAAAUCGGAACGACCAAUCUGAUAGGCCAUCUGUGACUCUGAGCACCAAUAGUCUUGCUGCAUUAAAAGUGGGGAAACAGCAGCUCAUCCCUAAGAGCUUAGCUUCUGAAACGAGAGUGAUUGGCAAAGCUAAUGGUCAGAAUUCAGAGCCAAACAGCAGGGUACUUAAGGUACGCAGCAUGGUGGAGACACUUGAUGUUCCUUUGGUAGCCAGUGAAGAUGAUGAAGCAGAAGGGGAUGUGGAAAGCCCAGGGAUGCUAAAACGUAGCUUGAGGUCUACUUCAUACCGACGAGCUGUUGUGAGUGGUAUUGACUUUGAUGGUAUUGCCAAUAUUAAAAUGAAAAACAAACUCUGUCAGCCAGGGCUGAAGGCAGUCAUAGAAGAUAAAGAGAAAUUCUCUAGUUUAGGAAGAAUAAAGAAGAAAAUGCUAAAAGGACAAGGAACAUUUGAUGGACAAGAAAAUGCAGUGUUGUAUCAGAAUUACAAAGAAAAAGCUUUGGAUAUAGAUUCCGAUGAAGAUGUAGAAUCAAAAGAACACAAGUCAGAUGAAAAAAUAGUUAUUCAAUACAAACCUCUAAGAUCAACAUGGAGUCAACUGUCUGCAGUGAAGAGGAAUGGCUUAUCUCAGACCAUCAGCCAAGAAGAAAGAAAAAGGCAAGAGGCUAUAUUUGAAGUCAUCUCUUCGGAACAUUCAUAUCUUCUCAGUCUAGAAAUUCUGAUUCGGAUGUUUAAAAAUUCCAAAGAACUGAGUUCCACAAUGACAAAGACAGAAAGCCAUCAUCUUUUCUCCAAUAUUGCGGAUGUGUGUGAAGCUAGCAAGAAGUUCUUCACAGAGCUUGAGGAAAGGCAUCGAAGUAACAUCUUCAUAGAUGAUAUCAGUGAUAUUGUAGAAAAGCAUACUACAUCAACUUUUGAUCCUUAUAUAAAAUAUUGCACAAAUGAAGUCUAUCAACAGCGGACGCUUCAAAAACUGUUAGCUACCAAUCCAUCCUUCAAGGAAGUAUUAUCGCGGAUUGAAACUCAAGAAGAGUGUAGGAAUUUACCAAUGAUCUCCUUCCUCAUUCUCCCAAUGCAAAGGGUUACUCGGCUUCCACUGUUGAUGGAUUUGGUUCGUCUGUGCAAUGAAGGUGCUCGAAAAAUGGAAAGGACAGAAAUGAUGUAUACCAUCAACUCCCAGUUGGAAUUUAAAAUCAAGCCCUUUCCACUGGUUUCUUCUUCACGAUGGUUAGUGAAACGGGGUGAAUUGGCAGCAUUUGUUGAAGACACUGGACUUUUUUCUAAAAGGACUUCUAAGCAACAUGUAUACUUCUUCCUCUUUAAUGAUGUCCUCAUUAUCACAAAAAAGAAAAGUGACGAGAGCUACAAUGUUACAGAUUACUCCUUAAGGGAUCAGUUACUAGUUGAGCAGUGUGACAAUGAAGAACAGAAUUCCUCUCCAGUAAAAAGUAGCACACCAAUGCUUUACUCUCGGCAGAGUUCUGCCAAUCACCUCUUCAAAUUAACUGUCCUGAGUAACCAUGCAGGAGAGAAGAUUGAACUGCUUUUGGGAACCGAAACUCAGAAUGAGAGGGCUCGCUGGAUUACUGCACUUGGACAAAGCAAUGAUAGAAGAAGCAAGGACAGGACAACAUUGACUCAGGUAGAAGUUAUCAGGUCAUACACUGCCAAGCAACCUGAUGAAUUAUCCCUCCAGGCUGCUGAUGUAGUUCUUGUUGAUCAAAAAGUCCAAGAUGGUUGGUAUGAAGGAGAACGAUUGCGUGAUGGAGAAAGAGGCUGGUUUCCAAUGGAAUGUGCCAAGGAGAUCACAUGUCAAGCCACAAUUGACAAAAACAUGGAAAGAAUGGGACGUUUGCUAGGCCUAGAAACUAACGUAUAAAGUUGUCUCUAAUAUACGUACUCUAGAAUUUGCACUAAAGUCAAUGGCAUUUUGGUUCCUUCCCCCUCGCCCCAUUUUAUCUUGGUAGCAGAAUAGAUCUAUGAAGAUGGAUUUUUAAGAAUGGAAGAAAUUAACCCAAUUCAAGGCAGAUAAGGGUUCUUCUGAAUCAAUUUCUACACAAUAAACUUCGUUUUUAAAAUUUUCUAAAAUAAAUGUUGAUUUAUUGAUA
Molecule: messenger RNA, 3086 nt
Organism: Thamnophis sirtalis
Lineage: Eukaryota; Metazoa; Chordata; Lepidosauria; Squamata; Natricidae
Source: RefSeq, a predicted model, not a curated record